Molecule: messenger RNA, 1791 nt
Organism: Struthio camelus australis
Lineage: Eukaryota; Metazoa; Chordata; Aves; Struthioniformes; Struthionidae
Gene: MYOT
Product: myotilin
Biological process (GO): homophilic cell-cell adhesion; dendrite self-avoidance; axon guidance
Cellular component (GO): plasma membrane; axon
Molecular function (GO): cell-cell adhesion mediator activity
Source: RefSeq, a predicted model, not a curated record
AUGAACUCCGAGAGCGAAACCGAAGAUUUUCCUGGCAUUUAUGAGAAUUCACCUCAGGCUUCACCUCUGCGGGAAAAUCCACACCAAGACAGCCUCUAUUCUGCAAGGCAAGGGUUCCGCUCUAUCCAGGAGCCCAGCCAGGAAAGCUUUUGUGGCCUGCCAUCUAAUUUUUACCAGCCACCUACCCAAAGCCAAUUGUCACCAACAAAAACCCAGGACAGUUGUGAAACUUCUCCUAUGAGUGUCCAUAAUUUCCCAUCCGUUUCCUCUAUGUACCAACCAACCCUGUUUAACUACGAACGUCCAAAACACUUUAUCCAGGCUAAGAGUGUGUGUCAAGGGCAACAGCAGCCUCCAGGACCCGCAGCCUCUACAGAGUCAAGUAGACAAAUCAAACAGUCCUCCAUCCUAAUACAGCCUCGUAACCCUAGCGGGCAGAAACUUUCUUCCUCCUCAUCGCUGAGCUCUUCAAUCACGCUCUCCUCGCCUUCCUGUAGCGCCCCUAAGGAAUCCACAUAUCCCGUCACACCUGCGUCUGCGCAGUCUCCUGCUAGCUCAUCAUCUGGGCACCGGCUUAUAUCCAUGCCUAACCAACCCCCCGCAGCAUUCCUGUGCUCAGUGCUACCCUCACAGCCUGAUUAUAACAGCCAAGCUCCUUCUCCUGCGGAUCCUCAGUACUCAAAACCGAUGUAUAACAAACAAGCUAGUAUCAAGUCUAUGCAGAAGACAUCAGACCACGAGAUUAGAGGAACAAAAGAGGCCCUCAUUCAGGACUUGGAAAGGAAACUUCGAUGCAAAGACAACCUUCUGCAGAACGGCAACCAGCGAUUAACUUAUGAAGAAAGAAUGGCUCGCAGGCUGCUCGGACCAGAAAAUGCUGCAUCUGUGUUGGAAGCACAGAGUGAAGAAAGCACGCAGAACGCACAGCACCAGAAUACAGAAAACAUCAGGUUGCAGGUUCCUACAACACACGUAAGGAGCAGACCGUCCUCAAGAGGAGACGAACGUGGACACGACUCAAUCCAGGAAAAAUUUUUUCAACCACGUUUUACACAAGUGCCUGAAGACGUAAUUAUUGAGGAGGGGCGCUUCUGCAGGCUCGACUUUAAAGUUAGUGGGCUGCCAACUCCAGAUGUGAUGUGGUAUCUGAACGGAAGGAUGGUUCAUCAAGAUCAGUUCCAUAAAAUGAUAGUGUCGGAAAAAGGAUUCCACUCAUUUAUUUUUGAAGCAGUCAAAUCAUCUGAUGCAGGGACAUAUGAAUGUGUGGCUGUCAACCGCGCAGGGGAAGCUUCUUUCGCAGUAAAAGUGGAAGUAAUUGCAAAAGAGCAUCAUACUCCUCCAACUUUCAUCUUCAAACCACAAAGCAAAAAAGUUUUUGAAGGAGAUACAGCCAGACUUGAAUGCCAGAUCUCUGCCAUACCAACACCCCGGAUUUACUGGAAAAGAAACAAUGAAAUGGUACAAUAUAAUACAGACCGAAUAAGCUUGUUGCAUGACAAUACUGGAAGGAUUUGCCUCCUGAUUCAUAAUGCAGACAAGAAAGAUGCUGGUUGGUAUACAGUAUCUGCUGUUAAUGGAGCAGGUGUGGCCACAUGCCAUGCCAGACUGGAGGUUGCAACACACGCAAAAAAGCCAGUUCCAGCCCCUAAGCAAUUGCGGGUUCGACCAACUUUCAGCAAGUAUUUGGCACUCAAUGGUAGAGGACUGGAUGUGAAACAAGCUUUCUCACCAGAAGGAGAGUUUCAGCGUUUGGCUGAGCAGUCUGGACUGUAUGAAAGUGAUGAACUUUAA